AUGUAUGUGAGCUAUCCCUUGGAAAAAGAAGCCAGCAUGUAUCCAGGGUCUAUAAGGUGCAACACCACCAGCAGCAGCAGCAACAACAACAGCCACCACCACCAUCUACCAGCGCAAAACUUUGCCUCCACAACAUCUUACACCGAUUAUGUGGGAUUCCAUCACAUGCAGAACAUGGACAACCGUGGACAACCACCUGGGCCUUGGGGGACGCAUUAUGGCCCACAAAGAGAGGACUGGAAUGGUUUUGGGUCAGGACUGGCCACUUCGGUGACACCGGCAUCCAUGAACGGAUCAUCUCCCAGCCCAGUUCCCUACGCUUCGGCCGACUAUGGUCCCCUCAAUCCUGCCAGUUCGAGGCCUUUGGCCUCGGUGGAGACCAUUAAUACGGAGCAGAUUUCAUCCCAUAGCCAAAGGCAAAGCUCCUAUGAAUGGAUGAGGAAAACGGUCCAGUCCACUUCGACAGGCAAAACAAGGACAAGAGAGAAAUAUCGUGUUGUCUAUACAGACCAUCAGAGACUGGAACUAGAGAAGGAGUUUCAUUACAGCAGAUACAUCACCAUCCGGAGGAAGUCCGAACUGGCUGCAAAUCUAAGACUUUCGGAGAGACAGGUCAAGAUCUGGUUCCAAAACCGCAGAGCCAAGGAACGGAAAUUAAUGAAGAAGAAAAUGACCACUUUUGACGGCAGCAGCGUCGGCUCUAUCCAGAGCGACUCUGGUUCGAUGAGUCCGAUCCCAAUCCCCGACCCACAGACUCAUUCGGAAAUGGCGGGUACGUUAUUUCCUCCUCCUCCACCGCCGCCGCCGCCUCCGCUGCCUCCACCACCAUCUCUUGCAAUGAAUAGCUUGCAGCACAAUGGGAAUCUUUAGCAGGUUGCAGCAUUGCAGUGAAGCCUGUCGGUAAAGGUUGUAGCAUCGCAGCAAGGAAGAACAUCAUGCCCCAGGAGUAGACGGAGCACCCGGGUUGACAAAAGUGGAUCCCUGGCAACACAUCAGCCAUUUAUAAAGGAC
Sceloporus undulatus (fence lizard) is the source of this 1011-nucleotide messenger RNA. RefSeq names its product caudal type homeobox 4 (gene CDX4). Lineage: Eukaryota; Metazoa; Chordata; Lepidosauria; Squamata; Phrynosomatidae. Bases 1 to 870 code for a protein of 289 amino acids. Gene Ontology annotation, biological process: cell differentiation; animal organ morphogenesis; regulation of transcription by RNA polymerase II. The transcript has 3 exons. Gene Ontology annotation, cellular component: nucleus. Gene Ontology annotation, molecular function: DNA-binding transcription factor activity, RNA polymerase II-specific; RNA polymerase II transcription regulatory region sequence-specific DNA binding. The record is from RefSeq and is a predicted model, not a curated record.